AUGGUUGCUGCAUCAAUCUUAGCCUGUUUCCUCGCGACCACCGGACGUGUUCUAGCCUCGGUAGGUGGCACUGAGAAUGCUUUGGUCUCUCCAAACACUGAGCGUCGCAAUCUGCACCCAAAACCCUAUUCUAAACGGGUGGACAAUACGACUGUGUUAUUGCCUAUUGAUGUUUACAUCCAUGUCAUAACUCCUGGCGACAUCGAAGGAGAGGGAUAUAUCAGCGACGCGGCGCUCAGUGCGCAGAUGGAGGUCCUGAACAAUGCGUUCGAACCUGUUGGAUUUCAGUUCAACCUUGUGAACACAACGCGCACGAUCAACGAGUACAACAAUCUCUUAGAAGCACGUCCGUCUGAACGAGAGGUAUCGGCAGCUCUGCGCCAGGGCGAUCUUGCUACGCUGAACAUAUACAGUAUGGGUGUCGUCAACACGACAGAGACUGCCUGGGCGACGCUCCCUGCCUCACAGGCAUCUUACGAUGGCGUCUUCCAGAACAACACAGCAUUCCUAGGGGGCAGUCGCCCUCUCAAUGAGGGAAUUACGCUUGUCCACGAAGUCGGUCAUUGGUGUGGUCUCUACCAUGUCUUCAACUUUGGCUGCGCUGUGAGCUACGACUACGUCGCAGACACGCCAAACCAGCAAGCACCCGAUGUCUCAGGUGGAUGCGACAUUGGACGCGACUCAUGUCCUGACCAGCCUGGUCUAGAUUCCAUCCACAAUUACAUGUCGUACUCGGACGACUAUUGCCGGUACGAGUUCACGCCCGGACAGAUCCAGAGGAUGCGAGAGCAAAUGGCCAAAUUCCGCGGUGUCGUGUAUCCUGGCAUCGACGUUGAUAACAUCCCUGAAGACUCGGUUGAGAUCCCGCCUCCAGAAGAGUAA
Molecule: messenger RNA, 882 nt
Organism: Alternaria burnsii
Lineage: Eukaryota; Fungi; Ascomycota; Dothideomycetes; Pleosporales; Pleosporaceae
Exons: 10
Coding region: 1-882 (293 amino acids)
Molecular function (GO): metallopeptidase activity
Source: RefSeq, a predicted model, not a curated record